AAAGCUCUCUCAGUUCUUCAAGUUAAGAGUGACAAAAAGGGGGUGUUUGGGAUGUGAGGGAGGCUGUGCUCUUUUCUUCCCCUCUAAAGGCCGCCUCAGCAGUUUUCUUCCAGGCAAAAGGGGAAGGAAGGACACCAGCCAUCAUCACCAGAGAACAGACGGAGACUUUAAAGUUUAAAUAGGCAGGUCUGAGUGCCUGAAAUAGGCACUUGAGUUUUAACCUCUGGAGAACUGAAAAGCUGAAGCCCUUCUCUGCUGAGCAGGAAGGAAGCAGGUAGAGAAGAUGGGUGACUGGAGUGCUCUUGGUAGGCUCCUUGACAAAGUCCAAGCCUAUUCUACUGCUGGAGGAAAGGUGUGGCUGUCUGUCCUUUUCAUUUUCCGAAUUUUGCUCCUGGGGACCGCAGUGGAAUCUGCCUGGGGAGAUGAGCAGUCAGCUUUCCGAUGCAACACUCAACAACCAGGUUGUGAAAAUGUCUGUUAUGACAAAUCAUUUCCGAUAUCCCAUGUGCGUUUCUGGGUGCUGCAGUUCAUUUUUGUUUCGGUGCCAACCCUUCUGUAUUUAGCACAUGUCUUCUAUGUGAUGCGAAAAGAAGAGAAACUAAACAGGAAAGAGGAAGCGCUCAAGUUGGUCCAAAGUGAGGGAGUAAAUGUAGACCUCCCUCUAAAGCAGAUAGAAAUUAAGAAAUUCAAGUAUGGGAUUGAAGAACAUGGCAAGGUCAAAAUGCGUGGUGGACUGCUUCGCACUUACAUCAUCAGCAUCAUUUUCAAAUCUGUCUUUGAGGUGGCCUUUGUGCUGAUACAGUGGUACAUCUAUGGAUUCACUCUGCAAGCCAUCUACACUUGUGAACGGGUACCAUGUCCACACAAAGUGGAUUGCUUCCUCUCGCGUCCCACAGAAAAAACCAUCUUUAUUAUCUUCAUGCUGGUAGUAUCUAUCAUAUCACUGACCCUCAACGUCAUUGAGAUUUUUUAUGUCACCCUCAAGAGUGUUAAAGAUCGCAUGAAGUCCAAAGGCAAUCCUUUCUCUCCUAGCAGCGGCUUGAGUCCUUCCAAGGAUUGCGGAUCUCCCAAAUACGCCUACUUCAAUGGGUGCUCCUCUCCAACGGCCCCCUUGUCUCCCAUGUCUCCACCAGGAUACAAGCUUGUAACUGGAGAUAGGAACAAUACAUCAUCCUGUCGCAACUACAACAAACAAGCCAGUGAACAAAAUUGGGCAAACUAUAGUGCUGAGCAGAACAGGAUUGGACAAGCCGGGAGCACCAUUUCCAAUUCGCAUGCCCAGAACUUUGAAUUUAAUGAUGAGCCGGAGAACACAAAAAAAGUGGGCUCUGGCCACGAGCUCCAACCUCUCACAGUUGUAGACCAGCGGCCACCAAGUCGAGCCAGCAGUCGGGCAAGCAGCAGACCACGACCUGAUGAUCUAGAGAUCUAGCCCUUUGGAAUUGCAGUAGUCAACCCGACUACGAAAUACCAAUUGCAUUAGCACGUGGUGUUCAUGUGGUUCCCACGGAGGUGGUACUUUAACAAUCUCAGCCAGGAGAUUUUAACAAGCAAUAUAUAAUUAUAUAUAUAUAUAUAUUAAAAAAAAUGUUGAUUUUUUUUUCUGGUAACUGGGAAGCAGGGGUGAUGUGAGGGAGAACAGCACAUAGUGAUAUUUAAAGUAGCUGGUUUAAAAGAAAAUCUUAGUCAACACAACAGUAGGGGAGUUGGUCUUUUGUUUUGUUUUAGAAAGAUUAUAUAAUGUCAGGAAAUGUAUGUCUAUAAUAUGUUGAUUUUUCUAAAAAAAUUCAUUUUUGUUAUACUAAAAAAAGAGUUACACUGAAAUAAAUUUGGGGGGGCACGGUUUAGGAUGAAAUUGAGAUAUCAUUCUUUUAAUGAACAACUGAUAUUGAUCAUUUUUCUAUUAAGAACAUUCCAUUGCUAAAAUGUGCACUUUGGGACAAUUUCCUGGGAUGAACUUGUCACACAGUUUAUCGGUUUCCCUGGAAUCAAUCAAUUACAUUUCAGACAAGGCCCACCCAAUAUGCUUUGACCAUUUUCUUCCUGUUUCAGAUCUUCCACCAACCUAUAUUAAGGAUUCAGUUCAAGGAUUUUUAAAUUUUAUUAACUUCCAUUCAACCACUACUGUAAGAUUCUACCGACUCCCACAUAGGAUGCUAUUCAAAGUCUCAUUAUUUUAGCUAUGGUUGGGUGACCCUUGCUGAAACAAAAAACCAGAAACAGUUUUGCAGAUGAUCAGAAAAAUCAUGGGUUGUUUGUUUUAUUCUUGCUGUUUCCCCUCCUUUUUAAACCUUGGUUUUGCCAUGUUUCUCUGUGAAUGGAUUAGAUCAGGGGUGUCAAACUCAUGUCUAUCGGGACUUUUUUCCCCUUUUGCUAAACCAGGUGUGGGCGUGGCCAGUGACCCAUCUGGGAGUUUUGACAGCUCUGGGUUAGAUGCUUGGGAGGGAUAUGAAACCAAAUUGGGAAUCACCUAGAAACCACAAAUAGACAAUGCAUUCACAUGCAUAAUCAUUUGAAGCUGUGGUUGCAAUUAGCAAACCAACAAAUUAUGAUUUCCAACUGUAUUUAUUGCCCCCUAUUAUAGCCUAUCCUACCACAAAUAGACUAAGCAAAAAACUGCAAAACAGUUCAGUGUCAUGUGUGAACCCUACCACAGCAUUCAUUAAUUACUAGCUAUAAAAUGUGAGCUGGACAAAUGAAACAAUUUUUGCCUGAUGCAGUCAUCUAUUAUAUGCAAAUCUUUUCACAGGAUCAGAAGCAGGAGAUCAGACAACUAUGUGGUUGGAAUCACAGUCACUAUAACUGGAGUUAUUUGUGGUUGCUAUACGAUAACUGGAGUUAUUUGUGGUGGUUAUACAAUCACACUGAUACACCCAUAAAAUGGUUAACUAUUCUGGGUUAUCAUGGGUCACUAUCGUGUUUACAUUAAAAGAUUCCAGCAGUGCAAACAAAUCAGGUAUUCUUUUAAAGAAUUUCAAUAUUUCUAUAUAUUUUGUAAUAAGUGUAUUUCACGAAUUAAGGAUAUUUUAAGAAGCAAGUCCUUGGUGGCUAUUGAAAAACUGCCAUUUGCAUUCCAGCUAGACCUUUUGCCACAAUAAAAUUUGUCAGUAAAACAUCCAAAGUCACAUAUUUUUGCAAUCAAUUAUCUUUCCUUAAAAUUAAGGAAGAAUUCUGCUUGUUUCUCCAUCUUUUUACAAUUUAUGCUUGAAUAACGAUGAUGGUAGUACUGGGAGAAGGGAAGAUUGUUAGCCUGCCAAUAAUGUGAGAGACUUGAGGAUAAAUUACACAUCCAUAUUGUGCAGUAACUGGAGUUAUCAUGUGAUAGCUUGAGAGGUGGAGAAAUUAUCUGCACUGCAACCUCAUUGGAUGGUGUGAAUAGAUCCUUACAUAAACUGUUUGAACUGUACUAAUAAUCCCUAUGCUGAUUUUAAGAUGUCAAGAAUGUUAAACUUGCUGUUCACUUAUAAGUUAGCUCAAUAAUACCAUGGUUCAAUUCACUUUUGAUAGUCCAUUUUUGCUUAAUGACAAUUUUAAUAUUUGCACACAUUUUUGUUGAUGUAAGUGAGGCUGAAAGAGUACAAUUCUAAUUUAUUUGAAAUAUAUACUAAAGAAAUAUACCAGUGUUUAUUUUCCAUUUUCAACCACAGUGCCUUUUAAUUGAACACAGUUCAUGCAGCCUCGGUUUCAUUUUCCAGCAACACAGAUUUAAAUGUUUAUCUAAUAUGUUUUACUAAGUUGUUUGACAUUCACUUUUAAAACUAUUGUCAAGUUUAUUGAUUGCAUGCAUACCGCCAUAGUUCAUCAAAUCACACUGUCUGGAGAACAAAACUUAGUCAAUAAAGUUUAAUUUAGUAUAAA
This is a messenger RNA of Ahaetulla prasina, 3858 nucleotides long. It is a transcript of the gene GJA1, whose product is annotated as gap junction protein alpha 1. The transcript is spliced from 2 exons. Gene Ontology annotation, cellular component: connexin complex. Gene Ontology annotation, molecular function: transmembrane transporter activity. Gene Ontology annotation, biological process: cell-cell signaling; heart development. The coding region runs from base 284 to 1432 and encodes 382 amino acids. The record is from RefSeq and is a predicted model, not a curated record. Lineage: Eukaryota; Metazoa; Chordata; Lepidosauria; Squamata; Colubridae.